This is a messenger RNA of Physella acuta, 600 nucleotides long. Its product is annotated as monocarboxylate transporter 10-like. The record is from RefSeq and is a predicted model, not a curated record. NCBI's taxonomy places the organism in Eukaryota, Metazoa, Mollusca, Gastropoda, Physidae.
UAUCGCUGUCAGAAUCGACGCAUUGAUCAGUGAACUUAGUCUGUUUGCCUUUGAUAAGAAAUUCAUGUUUACUUUCUUCUAGUGAGAAUAUCUCGAAUCAUUCAGUACCCGGAUUUAUAGGAGGACGUACUUAAUUAGCAAUCAAGAGGAAAUUUCUUAAUUAGCAAUCAAGAGGAAAUUCGUUAAUGAGCGAUUAAUACAAUGAAAAAAAAUUGCUAGAUUAUGGAGUCCAUGUUAAAUUGGAAUUUAUGUUGACGAGUAUAGAGAGAGCGAGUAUUCCGAAAGGGCAACAUGACCGCUAAAAAUAAAAAGAAAGAUGGCGGCGGAGACGCUAAAGCCAGAAAUGGCGGGAAAAACGGAAAGGUCAACGGGAAGGAGCAGGGGAAACUCCUGAAGGACGAGAAGAAGCAGAUUCGUCAGAGGCGGGACUCAGAGGACUCUCAGGUGUCCUUUGAGAGUGUGGAGGACUACAUCCCCACCCCACCCGAUGGGGGCUGGGGCUGGGUCAUCGUCUGCUCCUCCGUCUUCUGCAACCUCAUUGUGGAUGGCAUCGGGUACAGUUUUGGUGUUUUCUUGCAGGAGUUUGUGGAGUAUUUCAAG